Momordica charantia (bitter melon) is the source of this 2675-nucleotide messenger RNA. RefSeq names its product glycosyltransferase family protein (DUF23). The record is from RefSeq and is a predicted model, not a curated record. Gene Ontology annotation, molecular function: glycosyltransferase activity. Lineage: Eukaryota; Viridiplantae; Streptophyta; Magnoliopsida; Cucurbitales; Cucurbitaceae. Gene Ontology annotation, cellular component: cytoplasm.
AAAUCUGCCGCAUAGAGAGGCAGAGCAUCUGGUUUGUUUAUUUCUUCCGAAGGUUCCGAGUAAUGGGUCAAUAAACAAAGCAAAUUGGGUUUUAAAAAAUCACCUCAACAAUUUCUCAACAUUAAAUUUAACGAGCUAAACCUAAAAAAACAGUCUAGUCUGUGAGUAGGAGGAAAAGUCUAUUUUCCAGCUAAUCAAUUACUCUCCAGAACAAAAACACUACUCGUUUGACAAAAAGGGUUUGCGAGAGAAAAAAAGGCAAAAAAGCCGGCAUGUGGUGUGGUAUGCUAUGGCCCAAUUUAAAUACAAAAAGCAAGUAUUUUUCUAGCUUCAAAUUUCAAUUUUUUUUCCUUUAUUUUUAAAGAAAAAUCGAUGGUCCGGUCUGGUCUGGUCUGGCAGCAGGACAAGAGAGAGAGAGUGAUGUUCACGCCUCCGCAUUUGUCAAUAAAAGUCCUCAUUCCUCUCAGCAGCAAACAAUCAAGCACCUUCGUCAUCAUCAUCACUGCCGAAUCUUUUUUUUUUUUUUUUAACUAAUAAAACUACGUUUCCCAGUAAUUGCAGGCUGCGGACAGGUUAUCGGAAAAACCCCAACUCCACGAAAUCGCUUCUGCUUUCAUCUCACCGGAUCUGCACCGGUGUGAACUGAACUCUCUGUGAAAGGGUGAAUUUUGGAUUAAUGGAUUGGGAGCAGCAGCGCCGGAAAAGGAAGCGUUUUGGCAGGUCCAGCUCCCACGUCCACUUCUUUACUCGGAGAUCUCUGUUUCUUUGCCUUUCCUUUUUCGCUUUCCUCUUGUUUCUCUCCUCGAGUAGGUGGUUCUCCAUUGCCGCCGCAUCGUUCCGCCCAGUUCUCGAUGCCUCCUCCACCACGCUCUCCCGCUUGUCCACCUCUGUCAGCAAGUCCACACUUGACAAUUCUCUCAGCAGCAAGUACUCGCCUCUCAGAAUUGAAAGUCGUGUCCUCUUUCCCGACCACUUGCUUUUGAUUGUCACCGGCGAACUCCGCCGAGAUGACAAAUUAGAUUGCUCAUACGGCAAAUCAGUCUCUAGAAGUUUCAACCAAGAGAUUCUCAAACAGUCAGUUCUAUCCACGGAUAGGUACGAUGAAUUCCGAUCGAUUGCUAGAUGUCCACUACCGCCACGGAAUUACUCGGCCUCCGCCGUUGACUUGAGAAGGGGCAGCGAGGGAGUUGAUGAUCAUUGGUUGGUCAGGAACAGACAGCCAAUUGCGUCGUGGGAGAGGCUGGUUUAUGAGGCAGCUAUUGACGGCGAUACGGUGAUAGUGUUUGCCAAGGGACUAAAUCUCCGACCACACAAGGAAUCGAAUCCGACGGAAUUCAACUGCCACUUUAAACUGGGAAAUUCCAAAGAUAAUGGAGAAUACGUGCUUACCACAAAAGCAGUAACUGCAGCUCAAGAAAUUAUCAGGUGCCCCUUACCGGCUGGUGUGGUGAGCAGUUUAGACAAGGAAAAGGGAAUUCGAGUUACUGUUAGCCGCGGCAGCGUCAAUACUAAAACCCAUCUUCAGGUGACUCUGCCCUCGGUGGCCAGACUCUUCAACUCCAAGCUGAAUAAGCUGCAAAGAAAACAGGAAAAACAUGAGCUUUGUGUGUGCACAAUGGUGUGGAACCAAGCGGCUGCACUUCGUGAAUGGAUUAUGUACCAUGCCUGGCUUGGAGUCGGGCGCUGGUUCAUCUACGACAACAAUAGUGAUGAUGGCAUUGAAGAAGUCAUUCAAGAGCUCAACCUGGAAGACUACAAUAUCAGUAGGCUGACCUGGCCAUGGAUUAAAACCCAAGAAGCAGGUUUCUCACACUGUGCUUUGAGAGCUAGAGAUGAAUGUAAGUGGGUUGGUUUCUUUGAUGUUGACGAGUUUUUCUACUUCCCUUCAAAGUAUCGCCACCAGCGAGAAUACCUAACUGCUGGCCGCAAUGCCCUUCAUUCUCUCAUUGCCGAUUCAUCUUCUUCAACUUCCAAUUCAACAACCAUUGCAGAGAUUCGAACUGCAUGCCACAGCUUCGGACCAUCGGGUCUAACAUCACAUCCACCACAGGGAGUAACAAUGGGGUACACUUGCCGGCUCCAGAGUCCCGAGAGACACAAAUCGUUCAUCCGGCCAGACUUGCUUGACAUGACACUUCUCAAUGUCGUUCACCACUUUCAACUGAAACAAGGAUUUGGGUUCUUUGACGUAUCAAAAAGCAAUGCCGUGAUAAACCAUUACAAAUACCAAGCGUGGGAAACUUUUCGAGCAAAAUUUUUCAGAAGAGUAGCUACCUACGUUGUCGAUUGGCAUGAGGCACAGAAUGAAGGGUCGAAGGAUAGAGCACCCGGGCUUGGGACAGAGGCUAUUGAACCAUCCAAUUGGAGGUUGCAGUUCUGUGAAGUUUGGGACACUGGACUAAGAGAUUUUAUCCAAAUUUUGUUCUCUGAUCCUUUGACAGGGUUCCUACCAUGGGAGAAAGCUUCUACUUAACAACUCUUGGCAGCCAGCCUGCAGCUUAGUGACCUGUACACAGUAAUCAUACGGCAAGCAACUGAUUUUUUCUACAAAAAGAAUGUUUAUCUGAUUUUUUUUUUUUUAAUUUUUACUCCAUGGACAUGCUACGGUUUAGUUACAGGUUUUUUACUCACAUCUCAUAUUUUGGAAUGAAAUUCUUUCUGAUUCAUACUUCAAA